Molecule: messenger RNA, 614 nt
Organism: Calliphora vicina (urban bluebottle blowfly)
Lineage: Eukaryota; Metazoa; Arthropoda; Insecta; Diptera; Calliphoridae
Exons: 1
Coding region: 1-462 (153 amino acids)
Source: RefSeq, a predicted model, not a curated record
AUGGCUAAAUUCGUGCAAAUCCUUUUCGUUGCAUUGUUGGCUGUAGCUUUGUGCUCCGCUGAAGCUCCCCGUUCUCGCACAUCCCGUUUCCAAGCUAGACGCAAUCGCUUCUUGGCUCGUCAAGAAGCUGCUGAGCCAGCUGCCGUUACUCCAUAUCCCACUGCCGAUGAAUUGAAACCUGAAGUGCCUUUCGAUGAAGCUGUAGCCGCCGAAGAACAACAACCCGAUGAAGUCUAUGGGCCACCAGAAGAAGAAGCUGAAGAAGAACAAGCCGUUGCCGAAGAAGAAGAACAAGUUGCCGUCGAAGAAGAAGCAGCUCCCGCCCGUUUAACUGCCCGCCGUACUUCAUCUGCUCGCAGAAGUUCAGUGCGUCCUGCUAAAUUGCGUAAAGCAGCUCCUGCCCGUCUCCAACUCCAGCCCCAAUUUGUGCCCCAACCCCUCUUCUACUAUGUUGCUCAAUAACUUGUUCAACCUUUGUGAUUUACAUACAAUUUUGUAUAUUAAAUACUAAUUUACUUUUAAUGCUUUUUACUUCUUUCUGUAUGAAUUUCUAGACAUGUUAAAAAUUUAGCACUUAAAUAGAAACAAUAAAACAAAUUAUAUAAAAUUAAUAA